This is a messenger RNA of Arachis duranensis, 813 nucleotides long. RefSeq lists its product as uncharacterized. The transcript has 2 exons. NCBI's taxonomy places the organism in Eukaryota, Viridiplantae, Streptophyta, Magnoliopsida, Fabales, Fabaceae. The record is from RefSeq and is a predicted model, not a curated record. Bases 1 to 813 code for a protein of 270 amino acids.
AUGACCAAUAAGAAUCAUGAGGCUUCAAUGAGGAAUUUAGAGAGACAAAUUGGACAAUUGUCCAAAAAUCAAGCUGAGAGACCCACCAAUGUUUUCCCAAGUGAUACCAUUCCAAAUUCCAAAGAAGAAUGCAAGGCAAUUCAACUUAAAAGUGGAAGGACACUGGAGAAUGACAAGGUUGACAACAAGAAGUUGCAAAGAGAGCUUAAGGACCAGCAAUUCCCCAAGUUCCUAGAGGUUUUCAGGAAGUUGGAGAUCAACAUCCCCUUUGCUGAGGCAUUGGAGCAAAUGCCUUUGUAUGUAAAAUUUCUAAAGGAACUCAUCAACAAGAAGAGAAGCUGGAAUGAAAAGGAGACUGUGAUCCUGACACAAGAGUGCAGUGCUCUAAUCCAAAGAGGUCUCCCACCAAAACUUAAAGACCCAGGGAGCUUCAUCAUAUCAUGCACCAUAGGCAACAUGACAUUAGAAAAGGCUCUCUGUGAUUUAGGUGCUAGCAUCAACUUGAUGCCUCUCUCCUUAAUGAAAAAGCUUGCAAUAAAGGAAGUUAAAACCGCUAGAAUGUCACUCCAAAUGGCAGAUAGAUCACUCAAGAUACCUAAUGGAGUUGUAGAGAAGUUGUUAAUGAAGGUUAGAGAUUUUGUUUUCCCUGCUAAUUUUGUCAUUUUGGACACGGAGGAAGAGGGACACAACUCAAUCAUAUUGGGGCGACCUUUCUUAUCCACAGCAAGAGCUAUCAUUGAUGUAGAGAAAGGAGAAAUGAUCCUCCGGGUGCAUGAUGAACAAAUGAUCAUUAAUGUCUUUAAAGCCAUGUAA